This is a messenger RNA of Triplophysa dalaica, 4114 nucleotides long. Its product is annotated as B-cell receptor CD22-like. The record is from RefSeq and is a predicted model, not a curated record. The transcript has 17 exons. NCBI's taxonomy places the organism in Eukaryota, Metazoa, Chordata, Actinopteri, Cypriniformes, Nemacheilidae. The coding region runs from base 108 to 2942 and encodes 944 amino acids.
UACAGAAAGAGGAAGAGACGUUCACCUUGCGCAUUUUGUUCUAAAAGUUUAGCGUGUUCUCAUCGUCUGUCAUCUGAGCGCUGGAGAUCAGACUCAUCAGAGCUCGAAUGGCUCGUCUUCUUCCUCUGAUCGUUCUGCUCAUGAUUCCGGGAGUUUAUAGUGCUGAUGAUGGUUGGGGUGUGACUUACAGCUCUUCACACAUCUGUGCACUGAAGGGAUCAACAGUGACAAUAAAGUGCACUUAUACAUACCCUACUGGACAUAAGAUCACAGAAGUGUUCUGGACCAACAUAGAAAAACCACCUUAUAAUGUGUUUCCAGAUCUGUCUAAGGACUCUAAAUACAGUGAGAGGAUUCAGUAUCUGGGAGAUAAACAGCACAACUGCAGCGUCAGACUGACUGAUGUGAGACACACAGAUUCACACGAGUACUAUUUCAGAUUCAUCACUGAUAAAGAUAAAUGGCUCGGUGCACCUGGAGUGACUCUUGCUGUCACAGAUCUUCAGGUGGAGUCUGAAGGUGAGAGAGUGAUGGAGGGACAUUCAGUGAAUCUGACAUGUAAAAGCAGAUGCAGUCUGACUGACACAUCAACAUUCAUCUGGUUUAGAAACACACAGACAUUAAAUGACACAAACAAGAAACUCAUCCUGCCGUCAGUUAGAAGAGAGAAUGCAGGUGACUAUAGCUGUACUGUACAGGGACACAAUCUCACAUCACCUCCUCAACGUCUCAAUGUCAUCUAUCCUCCAGAUAAACCUGUGAUCUCCAUCAGUUCUUCUGGUGUAAUAGUGGAGGGUGAUUCAGUGAAUCUGACCUGCAGCAGUGAAUCAAAUCCACCUGCAAAUAUCAGCUGGUUUAAAGAGAAUCAAACAUCAUCUGUUGGAUCUGGACAGACGUUCAGCAUCAGUAACUUUAAUUCAAGUCUCAGUGGAUGGUUUUACUGUGUGGCUCAGAAUGAAGUUGGAUCUCAGAGAUCAGAUGCUGUAUCAGUAACAGUGGAUCAUAGUUCUUAUAGGCAUCUACUGUUUGGAAUCGCAUCAGCAUGUGGAGGAUUGUUGGUCAUUGCUAUCAUCAUUGUACUCAGUUGGUUUAUAAUGAGGAAACGAAGAGUUGCAAAAACUGAAGUUGCUGCUUUGAAUCAAGUGAAUCAACAGAGAGUCAGAGGAGAACAGACAACUGCAGGAGAAGCUCCUGAAUCCAGAGAUCCAGAGGAGCUCCAAUACGCUACGGUCCACCAUCAUACCAACGCACAGAUGAGAAGAUCAGAAGAGAAUGAAAACCACUAUGGCAACAUUACAAAUUACAAACCUGAUGCUUCUGUGAGAAUGGCUCGUCUUCUUCCUCUCAUCGUUCUGCUCAUGAUUCCUGGAGUUUGUUGUCAGAAUGGUUGGGGUGUGACUUACAGCUCUUCACACAUCUGUGCACUGAAGGGAUCAACAGUGACAAUACACUGCACUUAUACAUACCCUACUGGAUAUAAGAUCACAGAAGUGCUCUGGACAAACAUAGAAAAACCACCUUAUAAUGUGUUUCCAGAUCUCUCUAAGGACUCUAAAUACAGUGGGAGGAUUCAGUAUCUGGGAGAUAAACAGCACGACUGCAGCGUCAGACUGACUGAUGUGAGACACACAGAUUCACACAAGUACUAUUUCAGAUUCAUCACUCACGUAGAUACUGGGAAAUGGCUCGGUGCACCUGGAGUGACUCUUGAUGUCACAGAUAAUCCUGUAAUCUCCAUAAAUUCUUCUGGUGUAAUAGUGGAGGGUGAUUCAGUGAAUCUGACCUGCAGCAGUGAAUCAAAUCCACCUGUUCACAACUACAGCUGGUUUAAAGAAGAAACAUUUGUAGGAUCUGGAAACAUCUACAUCAUCUCAAACAUCAGAUCUGAUCACAGUGGACAAUACAAGUGCAAGACCCGACAUACAUGUGGAGAGAAAUAUUCUGAUUCUGUGACACUAAAUGUUUUGUAUCCUCCCAAGAACGUCUCAGCAUCCAUCAGUUCUUCUGGUGUAAUAGUGGAGGGUGAUUCAGUGAAUCUGACCUGCAGCAGUGAAUCAAAUCCACCUGUUCACAUCUACAGCUGGUUUAAAGAAGAAACAUUUGUAGGAUCUGUAAACAUCUACAUCAUCUCAAAAAUCAGAUCUGAUCACAGUGGACAAUACAAGUGCAAAGCUGAAAAUGGACUUGGACAGAAAUAUUCAGCAGUGACUUUAAAUGUUUUAUAUCCUCCAAGGAACGUCUCAGCAUCCAUCAGUUCUUCUGGUGUAAUAGUGGAGGGUGAUUCAGUGAAUCUGACCUGCAGCAGUGAAUCAAAUCCACCUGCAAAUAUCAGCUGGUUUAAAGAGACUCAAACAUCAUCUGUUGGAUCUGGACAGACGUUCAGCAUCAGUAACUUUAAUUCAAGACUCAGUGGAUGGUUUUACUGUGAGGCUCAGAAUGAAGUCGGAUCUCAGAGAUCAGAUGCUGUAUCAGUAACAGUGGAUCAUAGUUCUUAUAGGAAUCUGCUGUUUGGAAUCACAUUAGCAUGUGGAGGAUUGUUGGUCAUCGCCAUCAUUAUUGUACUCAUUUGGUUUAUGAUGAGGAAACGAGGAGUUGCAAAAACUGAAGAUGCUGCUUUGAAUCAAGUGAAUCAACAGGAUGACCUGUACUCUGCCGUGAAACAUGUUGAUCUUGCUUCGGAAUCGGCCGGUUGUGAUGAUGUACAGUAUGAAUGUGUUAAACCUCAGAGAGUCAGAGGAGAACAGACAACUGCAGGAGAAGCUCCUGAAUCCAGAGAUCCAGAGGAGCUCCAAUACGCUACGGUCCACCAUCAUAGCAACGCACAGAUGAGAAGAUCAGAAGAGAAUGAAAACCACUACGGCAACAUUACAAAUUACAAACCUGAUGCUUCUGUGAGGUCAAAUGUAGAGGACACCUCAGUGAUCUACAGCAGUGUGAAAUAAAGGUUGUUCAGACGUCACUUUGGAUUAGUGAAAAUUAUAGAAAUAAUUCACCAGUAACGACCAAUUCUCAAUACGUAACUAAUACAAGGUGGCUUUAUUUGUAUAAUCUCAUUCAUACCUGUAGUACGAUUUGCCUUCAGACCAGAGACGGUUCAACACAAUCUUUUACCAGGUGGCUAAUUCGUUUGAAUUGGUACAAUGUUAUUUUUAUGUGUUAGCAUGUUUCUGUGUCAUGCCAGUUGCAGUUUAGGAGUGGGGUUAGGGGCUUCAGUAUUGCUUCUUUUUAUAAUCGUAUGAUUUAGUCCGCUCAGAAAAUAGUUAUGCAUUCCAGUGAACUCAGAUUGCUUGUCUAGGUUUAGGGGAGGAGCUUCAGUAUAGAUAUUUCAAAUAAUCUUAUGUUUUUGUAAAAUUUACAUUGUAGCUUUGCUGAGUAAAGUUUGUCAAUUAUUUGCUGUUCACAUGGCUGUUUGCACACAUUUACGGUUUACUGAACCUGUUACUCCACUGGCAGAUGCAUAUUGUGAAAAAAUGUUUUAGGCAACUUCCUUUUUAUUAUUUCAAAAUUUUAUGUAAAUGUGUAUUUUCAUAUGUUCUUCUCAAUUUUACAUUGUUUUAACGCAGUUUACUUAGUUACUGUUGUAAAGAGAUAUAUGUCACGGUCCUGUCUCUUCUUGUCAUGAUUUUCAAGUCUUGUGGCAGGAUCAUGAUCGACCCACAUGUUUAAUGUGGAGAGGAGCAUGGCAUUGUUCUGUUUUGACUUGUCAUGAAUUCUUUUGGCCCCUCCCCGUUGUUUCUCCAUUAACGUCCCAUUAGUGUUUCAUUCACCUCACCUCCCCUGUGUAAUCUUCCCGUUAGUUUCCCGUUCAUUAUGCUUUUCUCGCCUACCUGAAUCAUGUCACCUUUUGUAUUACUCUGUUCCUGUUCACAUUGUACCUGUUUACCAUUCCCUAGUUGCGUUUCAGACUUAUUAUUUAGAUUCUUGAACAUUGUUUGUUUUGUUCCCCUUGUGGGAAGAUUUCUUCUUUAGUUAUUCGUGUUUUCCCCAUCGUGGGUUUUUAUUUUAUUUAAUAAAAGUAUUUUUUUGUCAACCCUUCGUCAACCUGCGCCUGGGUUCUGCCUUACAAAACCUGACAGAUAUCAUAAUAAUUAAAAUAAAGACGAAUUUAAAUACA